AUGAAUGUCCAACUCAGCAUUGAAGAUGUUGCACCGCCGACGAUCAACGCAGCUGAUGAAGUUGUCGUAAAAGUGGGGGCGGCCGGCUUAUGCCGCACGGACCUGCAUAUCAUUGAAGGGGUGUGGAAGGACAUCAUGGAUGUCGAAGGGAGCCUCUUGCCAUACAUUAUGGGCCACGAGAAUGCCGGUUGGGUAGAAGACGUCGGCAGUAACGUGAAAUCCGUAAAACCUGGCGAUGCGGUGAUUGUACACCCUCAUAGAAGUUGCGGAAUUUGCCUGAAUUGCCGGUAUGGCCACGACAUGUAUUGCGACCACGGGCAAUUUCCGGGGCUCGGACUGGAUGGCGGCUUCGCGGAAUAUUUCCUGACAAACGAAAGUUCGCUGAUCAAACUGAACACCAAUGUCACUCCUCUGGAUGUGGCGCCGAUGGCUGAUGCCGGUAUUACCGCCUAUCGUGCGGCAAAACGGGCAGCCGGUCUCGUGUACCCGGGAGCAUAUGUCACCGUCCUGGGCGUGGGGGGGCUGGGACAUAUUGCGAUCCAGUGUCUGAAACAUCUCUGUGGUGCCCGCGUCAUUGCGGUGGAUCGUGAGCCGGGCGCGCAGGCACUUGCCCGGGACCUGGGCGCUGAUGUUGUGCUCGACGGCGGACCCGACCUGAUCGAACAGAUCAAAGAUAUCACCAGUGGCGGAAGUCAGGUGGUGAUCGAUUUUGUCGGCGAACUGGGCGUGGAGAACAUCUGCUGGAAAUUGCUUCGCCAGGGCGGGGAAUUGAUUGUCGUCGGGUAUGGCGGACAGAUCGAAGUUCCAACGGUUGAACUUGUUGUAAACGAAAUAAAAAUCGGCGGCAGCCUCGUCGGAGACUAUACCGAGUUGGUUGAAUUGAUGGAGCUGAAUGCCGAUGGCUUGGUGAAGAUGCACUACACUGAGUAUUCGCUGGACAACAUCAAUACGGCGAUUGACGAUUUCAAAAAUCGCAAGUUCACUGGCCGAGGUGUGAUCGUUCCGUAA
Molecule: messenger RNA, 1008 nt
Organism: Effrenium voratum
Lineage: Eukaryota; Dinophyceae; Suessiales; Symbiodiniaceae
Source: the annotation of a GenBank genome assembly